UCGUCUCUCGCUCCCUCUCUCGCUGGCUCUCCAGCGCGCUCUCUAGCUCGCUCUCAUUUUUUUUUUUUCCUGCUGCUGUUGCCGCUGCCGCGGCGCCGCCAGGCGCCCGUACCUCGGCCGGCUGCGCUCGCUGGUCGCUCCCGCUCCGCUCCCUUCCUAGCCCGGAGCUCUCGGCCAGACCCAGCUCCCCUUGCCGCCUCUCCCGCUCCUUCCGGCUCGGAUGCCGGGCCCCGCCGCAGCAGGAGCAGGGGUUGCCGCCGAUCCCCCUCUCGCUUGCUCGCUUGCCGGAGCAGCAGCCGAACGCCGCGCGCUUGGCGGCGGCUCCGGCCGGGCGGCCGCCAGCUCAUCCCUGCUGCGUCCGGGACUCCGGGCGGCUCCGCGGCGCGCUCGGUCCGCAGCGUCAGCGCCGCCCGCCGCGGCCCGGGCUGUGGGCACCGCGAGAACCGUGCCUCCGGCCGUCGCCUGCCUGCGCCCCCGGGGCAGGCGGGCACGCAGCGGACCCCUCGCCGCGGCUUAAACCUUGCUGGCGCGCGGUUGGUAGGAGAGAAUUGGAGCUGUUUUCUCCUUGAUGCCAAGAUACGCCAAGCUAGGAGCACUCUGCCCUUUCCACAGUCAUCCACUGAGAACAGGCCUGCAGGAGGGGACAAGGAUCAGAGCCUUCCUGCAACCCCGGCCACUGCCUGCUGUCUGUGGGCCUGGACUGUGCGGGCAACUGCGCUUGGCCCGAGUGACGAGGAGGUGGGAGAGGGUAGCAGCAUGGGUUACACGGUUGGCUGCCCUCAGUCCCCCUGCUGCUGAAGCUGCCCUGCCCAUGCCCACCCAGGCCGUGGGGCCAGGGGCCUGCCAGGGCUAGGAGUGGGCCUGCCGUUCAUGGGUCUCUAGGGAUUUCCGAGAUGCCUGGGAAGAGAGGCUUGGGCUGGUGGUGGGCCCGGCUGCCCCUUUGCCUGCUCCUCAGCCUUUACGGCCCCUGGAUGCCUUCCUCCCUGGGGAAGCCCAAAGGCCACCCUCACAUGAAUUCCAUCCGCAUAGAUGGGGACAUCACACUGGGAGGCCUGUUCCCGGUGCACGGCCGGGGCUCAGAGGGCAAGGCUUGUGGAGAACUUAAGAAAGAAAAGGGCAUCCACCGACUGGAGGCCAUGCUCUUCGCCCUGGAUCGCAUCAACAACGACCCGGAUCUGCUGCCCAACAUCACCCUGGGCGCCCGCAUUCUGGACACCUGCUCCAGGGACACCCAUGCCCUCGAGCAGUCGCUGACCUUUGUGCAGGCGCUCAUCGAGAAGGAUGGCACGGAGGUCCGUUGUGGCAGUGGCGGCCCACCCAUCAUCACCAAGCCUGAACGUGUGGUGGGUGUCAUCGGUGCUUCAGGGAGCUCGGUCUCCAUCAUGGUGGCCAACAUCCUUCGCCUCUUCAAGUGCCUGACAUGUCCCAGUCUUUCACCAUGGUGCCUGCGGACAGAUGAGGAGACUAAGGCUCACAAAGGAGGUGACUUGCCCAAGGUCACACAGCGAGGCAGCUUCUCACCUCUGGGAGUUGGACUUUCAGCCCUCCUUGGAAAAGGGGGCGUGGCUGUGCCCCUUGGGGCUCCUCGCUGGGCCUCUGCCCUGCCUGCCUGGGCUCCUCCCAGCCUCCCCCACGGAUCACUGUUGACAAGGUUACCGAGUCAGCAUGUAAAACCUGCAAAAAUACCCCAGAUCAGCUACGCCUCCACAGCGCCAGACCUGAGUGACAACAGCCGCUACGACUUCUUCUCCCGUGUGGUGCCCUCGGACACGUACCAGGCCCAGGCCAUGGUGGACAUCGUCCGUGCCCUCAAGUGGAACUACGUGUCCACGGUGGCCUCGGAGGGCAGCUAUGGCGAGAGCGGUGUGGAGGCCUUCAUCCAGAAGUCCCGUGAGGACGGGGGCGUGUGCAUCGCCCAGUCGGUGAAGAUACCACGGGAGCCCAAGGCAGGCGAGUUCGACAAGAUCAUCCGCCGCCUCCUGGAGACUUCGAACGCCCGGGCAGUCAUCAUCUUCGCCAACGAGGAUGACAUCAGGCGUGUGCUGGAGGCAGCACGAAGAGCCAACCAGACAGGCCAUUUCUUCUGGAUGGGCUCUGACAGCUGGGGCUCCAAGAUUGCACCUGUGCUGCACCUGGAGGAGGUGGCUGAGGGCGCUGUCACGAUCCUCCCCAAGAGGAUGUCUGUACGAGGCUUCGACCGCUACUUCUCCAGCCGCACGCUGGACAACAACCGGCGCAACAUCUGGUUUGCCGAGUUCUGGGAGGACAACUUCCACUGCAAGCUGAGCCGCCACGCCCUCAAGAAGGGCAGCCACGUCAAGAAGUGCACCAACCGUGAGCGAAUUGGGCAGGAUUCAGCUUAUGAGCAGGAGGGGAAGGUGCAGUUUGUGAUCGAUGCCGUGUAUGCCAUGGGCCACGCGCUGCACGCCAUGCACCGUGACCUAUGUCCCGGCCGCGUGGGGCUCUGCCCACGCAUGGACCCUGUAGAUGGCACCCAGCUGCUUAAGUACAUCCGAAACGUCAACUUCUCAGGCAUCGCAGGGAACCCUGUGACCUUCAAUGAGAAUGGAGAUGCGCCUGGGCGCUAUGACAUCUACCAAUACCAGCUGCGCAACGACUCCGCCGAGUACAAGGUCAUUGGCUCCUGGACUGAUCACCUGCACCUUAGAAUAGAGCGGAUGCACUGGCCGGGGAGCGGGCAGCAGCUGCCCCGCUCCAUCUGCAGCCUGCCCUGCCAGCCGGGUGAGCGGAAGAAGACAGUGAAGGGCAUGCCUUGCUGCUGGCACUGCGAGCCUUGCACAGGGUACCAGUACCAGGUGGACCGCUACACCUGCAAGACAUGUCCCUACGACAUGCGGCCAACGGAGAACCGCACGGGCUGCCGGCCCAUCCCCAUCAUCAAGCUGGAGUGGGACUCGCCCUGGGCCGUGCUGCCCCUCUUCCUGGCCGUGGUGGGCAUCGCUGCCACGUUGUUCGUGGUGAUCACCUUUGUGCGCUACAACGACACGCCCAUCGUCAAGGCCUCGGGCCGUGAACUGAGCUAUGUGCUGCUGGCAGGCAUCUUCCUGUGCUACGCCACCACCUUCCUCAUGAUCGCUGAGCCCGACCUUGGCACCUGCUCGCUGCGCCGAAUCUUCCUGGGACUAGGGAUGAGCAUCAGCUACGCGGCCCUGCUCACGAAGACCAACCGCAUCUACCGCAUCUUUGAGCAGGGCAAGCGCUCGGUCAGUGCCCCACGCUUCAUCAGCCCCGCCUCGCAGCUGGCCAUCACCUUCAGCCUCAUCUCGCUGCAGCUGCUGGGCAUCUGUGUGUGGUUUGUGGUGGACCCCUCCCACUCGGUGGUGGACUUCCAGGACCAGCGGACGCUCGACCCCCGCUUCGCCAGGGGUGUGCUCAAGUGUGACAUCUCGGACCUGUCGCUCAUCUGCCUGCUGGGCUACAGCAUGCUACUCAUGGUCACGUGCACCGUGUAUGCCAUCAAGACACGCGGCGUGCCCGAGACCUUCAACGAGGCCAAGCCCAUUGGCUUCACCAUGUACACUACCUGCAUCGUCUGGCUGGCCUUCAUCCCCAUCUUCUUUGGCACCUCGCAGUCGGCUGACAAGCUGUACAUUCAGACGACGACGCUGACGGUCUCGGUGAGUCUGAGCGCCUCGGUGUCCCUGGGAAUGCUCUACAUGCCCAAGGUCUAUAUCAUCCUCUUCCACCCGGAGCAGAACGUGCCCAAGCGCAAGCGCAGCCUCAAAGCCGUCGUUACGGCGGCCACCAUGUCCAACAAGUUCACGCAGAAGGGCAACUUCCGGCCCAACGGAGAGGCCAAGUCUGAGCUCUGCGAGAACCUCGAGGCCCCAGCACCUGCCAUCCCAGGCCACCUCCUGGAUGCUGCCCCAUCUAAACUGACCUGUCCUGUGGUCCCUCUGCCCUCUUGGCCAUCCAGCACCCUGGAAGGACAUGGGUCAUUUCAGAGAUGAAGGUGGGAAUUCUUCAUGAGCUAUAAGGUGCCAUGCUGUGUUCUUAUUCCUUUUUUUGGAUGUUGUGGCACCAUUUUCUUCCAUUGGCACCUGUCCAGGUAGCACAUAAACCUUGAAACUUGCCCACCACCAUCCGGCUAAGUGAUUCUUCAUCAUUUGCUUGAAUUUUUCUGUUGACAGGGAGCUCAUAGGCCACUGACUCCACCCAACUCUGGCCCAGAGAAAGUUCUUCCUUUAACUGAGCUGGACUCUGACCUUCAUGCCCCCCUACUGGUCCCAUGGUGGACCCCUCUGCUCACCCCAUCCCCAAGCAGUUUACUUCUUCCACAUGUGAUAGACUGAUAGUUGGACACCGAACUUCUGCCUGUGUUAGUGGGCUUCCAGUUACACUGCUGUGACAAAGAGGUCCCAGAACUGAGCAGCUCAAAUCAGACAGAUGUUUGUUUCUCUCUGCCGUAAUAGGACAUGGUGGGUGGGUAGGAGUGGGGACCCAGGAUCCUUUCAUCUUGUUGCUCCAUCGGCUCCCUAAAGAUUGAGGCUAGAUGAUCUCAAUGGUUGUUCUGCUCAUGGAAGGGAAAAGAGAAGACACAUGGGGGAAAGACCCAUUUUAAUUGAAUGACAUGGGAGCUGCACACAGUCCUUCCAUGUGUAUUUCAUGAGGAAGAAUGCAGUCAGGUAAGGCCUCACCUAGCUGCAAGGGAGGCUGGGAAACCUAGUCCUUCAGAGUCAUGUGCCCAGUGAAAUAGGGGAGAGAGGAUUGGGGGGACAAUUUGUAGACCACCACACUUGUCCCCCAGUUUCCUCUUCUCCAGAUGCCCCUGGCUGAGUCUGGCAGAUGUGCCUCCUUUUUGAGCCAACAGAUCCUGACCGAGGGUCAGGGCAGCUUUUAGACAAAGGGCAGCUGGUUUCUCCCACCCACUGCUUCUCUCCACACUCGCAGACCAGCCCCUGCCCCAGGCAGCAAUACUGCCCUGAUUACCACCACUGAGGCAGCUCCCAGGCCACUGAGGGAGGCCGUAAACCCUGGCUGGACAGGACAAAACCAAGGGUCUGGCCAGGCCCCUCACCCCUCUGGCCUCAGUUCCUCAUCUGUCAAGUUGGGUGAUGCUUCAUUGGCUGCCUCACUAGGCUGCUGUGGGGUCUGCACUCUGGAGGGGUGGGGGAUACUCACACUGCUCAUGGGAGCUGCUGGCAUCACUCAGCUGUGGACAGGAAUGGGAGAUACCCCGAUGUACCACCCCAGUCCUGGUGUGGAGUAAGGGCCAGAGGGACGGGGCCAGAUAAGGGGGGGCUCAAGACUGAGGGAGACAGGGGCACCAAGAAGUAGAAAGGGUAGAUGCUCAGAGGGCCCUGGGGAUCUGGGGGACUUGUGUUUCCUUGGGUGUAGGGCGGAAGGCUGAGUCAAUCGCAUGCCUCAGUUUCUAGCCAUGCAUGGCCCCGCUCUGGUUUUCAUUAUUUAUUUCCUCUGUCCCUGUUCCCCACUCUCUUCCCUUAGGCCACCGUUCUAGUUUAAUGUAUAUUCCUUACAUGUGCGCAUCCAAAAUGCAUGUGGUUGAACUUCUGAAAGACUUCCCUUUGAUAAUAUUUUAAGGUUAUAUGAUGUCAUAAAAAAAGAUUUCUUUUGAAGUGUGGUAGAAUUAGGAGGUGGCAGGGGCCCCGUGCUGGGGAGCCCCUCACACAGGAGUGGGGUUUGGGAAGGAGUGCUAGAGGAAGGAGUCAUCUCUAGAGUACAAAGGGAAGAGGAAAGGCAUUCCAGGCAAGCAGCCCAGCCCAGCAAAGGCGUGGAGGUGCGAAACAUGGGCCCAGUCCCUGGAUGGGGAGCUGAGAAUAGCAGGAGAAGCAACCGGAUGGGCCAGGCGGGGCUGGUGCAGUUUGGGGCAAUGUUGAUUGCUCAGCUCAGGACUGGAUGCCAUGAGAGGUGGGGAGCUAUGGUAGGUUCUUGUGUAGGACUGUGCCCGUGUGGAAGGACAGUUUGAGAAAAGCAGCCCCUGACUCCUGGGUACCCCUGGUCUCUCUCC
Nomascus leucogenys (northern white-cheeked gibbon) is the source of this 5989-nucleotide messenger RNA. RefSeq names its product glutamate metabotropic receptor 4 (gene GRM4). Gene Ontology annotation, cellular component: membrane. Gene Ontology annotation, biological process: G protein-coupled glutamate receptor signaling pathway; regulation of synaptic transmission, glutamatergic. Lineage: Eukaryota; Metazoa; Chordata; Mammalia; Primates; Hylobatidae. Bases 894 to 3971 code for a protein of 1025 amino acids. The record is from RefSeq and is a predicted model, not a curated record. Gene Ontology annotation, molecular function: adenylate cyclase inhibiting G protein-coupled glutamate receptor activity. The transcript is spliced from 12 exons.